Molecule: messenger RNA, 669 nt
Organism: Cadophora gregata
Lineage: Eukaryota; Fungi; Ascomycota; Leotiomycetes; Helotiales; Ploettnerulaceae
Exons: 2
Coding region: 1-669 (222 amino acids)
Molecular function (GO): oxidoreductase activity
Source: RefSeq, a predicted model, not a curated record
AUGACACACUUCAACGUUGAGAUUGUCAGUGACAGCGUCUGUCCUUGGUGUUAUGUAGGCAAGAAGAAGCUGGAUGCUGCCAUUUCAGCAUACAAGCAACUCCACCCGGAUACUGGAGACACCUUUUCAACAACCUGGAAGCCUUUUUACCUCAACCCUGGCGCACCAAAAACAGGUAUUGACAAGGCCGCUUAUUACAGAACAAAGUUCGGCGAGGACCGCACGGCCAUGGUCUUCGAGCGGCUGGCGCAGACAGGCAAGGAAGCAGGCAUCAAUUUCAAGUUUGGCGGCAAGACGGGGAACACGAGGGAUAGCCAUCGCUUAAUUCAGCUCGGCAAGACCAAGUCGCCAGAGAUGCAAACGAAAGUCGUUGAGCAGCUAUUCGCGGCUUACUUUGAAAACGAGGGCGACAUCACAAGUCAUGAUGUUCUGCUUAGUGCUGCUGUGAAGGCGGGAUUAGAUGAGAAGGAAGCAAAGGAUUGGCUGAAAACUGACCAGGGUGGAAAGGCCGUUGAUGAGGAGGUUGAGCAGGCAAGAUUGAAUCAAAUCUCGGGCGUACCGAAUUUUACGGUACAGGGGAAAUAUGAGGUGGGGGGUGCACAGGAUUCCGGUGUAUUUUUGAGACUUUUCGAGAAGAUUAAGGCGACGGAAGAGGGAGCAAAAGCUUGA